This is a messenger RNA of Colletotrichum abscissum, 1380 nucleotides long. RefSeq lists its product as uncharacterized. Bases 1 to 1380 code for a protein of 459 amino acids. NCBI's taxonomy places the organism in Eukaryota, Fungi, Ascomycota, Sordariomycetes, Glomerellales, Glomerellaceae. The record is from RefSeq and is a predicted model, not a curated record. The transcript is spliced from 4 exons.
AUGAUAGUAACCGCGAACGCUUCCCAGAUCUGCAGAAAAAUGUCACUCGCCAACCCAUCAGAACAAAGCACGAACAAGCUAGAUUAUCCAGCCAAUAUGCGCAAAUCCUCGAACUCCCUUCUGUCCGUAACUCUAUCAUCAAACAGCCCGAUAGAUUCUACAUUACCUGGCUGGAACCCCUUAUCCACAGAAUACAACAGCAGCUCGUAUAUCCCCCAUGGUCUCCGGAGACACGGUGGCAGAUUUUGGGCCAGCUGUGAGAAGGCGCCGGAAAGAAAUAUCGUCACGCCGCCGCCAGGUAAACGAGCGGAUUUUCCAGCUGCAACUAUUAAACCAUCUACACUUGUAGCAGAGCGCGAGCCUGUACAAGUUUUGCUCUCGAUAAGAGGCGACGUUGGGAACUAUGUUCAAGGAGUUCGUAGCCAGCCUUCGCCCCAGGGAAUCGGCCUUCCACCCGUCAUUGACGGCUCGGUAUCCGUCGCUGGCGGAGAUAGCAUCAAAAAGGGUUGGAGCGUCGAUUUCUAUGGCUCGUCUGAUAUUCGAGUAAGAUACGGUCAUGGAGUAGGAUGGAAGGAUCAAGAGGACGAGUUCAUGACAGAAGGUUGGCCGCGGAAGUAUGUAUGCUGCGUUUGUUCCUUGAAAUGGAAAGCCACGCCCAUACCCGGAACUCUGUUCCUCGAGCAGGACAGGAAAGCCCUGCAAAUACCCGUUCCGCUGGAUACCCAAAAGGAUCCGGGGUUCACUCGACCGCAAGCGUCUGAGUUAUACUACUAUCUUGCUCAUAAAACCACUCCAGCCGACUUUUGCAUUCGCGGCUUAUGCCAGACUUGCAUCCCGGCUUCCUCACUUCCAUCAUCUCACUGCUGCCCACCCUCAGAGACAGACAAAUCUCGACCAAAGGGAAUAUACCGGUGCAUCAUGGACAACUGUCGGUUUCUGACAGACAAACGACGGGACCUGAAGACCCAUCUGACCUCUUCGAGCAUCCAGAGUCACAGGACUUUCCUAGACCACCUGUAUGAUCAGAUUAUACGUAGAGAGACUCUCAGUGCAGCAGAAAGAGAAAUAUCCUAUCGAUUGAUGGUCUUGUUUAACGACCUGGACGCUCGUAUGCAAAGGUCAAUCAGCGAGCCUGCCAGCACGGUUCUACUCCCGGAUCACAUCAGUAGCCCCGCGGUUCCGCGAGAGCAUAUUGGAUGGAUAUCGUACCUAGGUCUACGUGCCUCUGAGACAUACCGCGCCUACUUCUUUGAUGAUAUUUCAGGCCAACACUACUUCCGAGAGUACGAUAUGAGCGACGACGGUGCAAUUGCGAGGCCGCGGAUCGUUUCGCACAAUACAGGCCGGCCUGUGAAGACCUCUAGGUUUCUUCUACCCUGA